Messenger RNA from Penicillium lagena, 207 nucleotides. Its product is annotated as cytochrome b-c1 complex subunit 9. The transcript has 5 exons. The coding region runs from base 1 to 207 and encodes 68 amino acids. Gene Ontology annotation, biological process: mitochondrial electron transport, ubiquinol to cytochrome c. The record is from RefSeq and is a predicted model, not a curated record. Lineage: Eukaryota; Fungi; Ascomycota; Eurotiomycetes; Eurotiales; Aspergillaceae.
AUGGCUGGCUCAAUCUCCAACGUGAUCUACCAGACCUUCAUCCGCAAGAACGCGGUCUUCGUGACCUCGAUCUUCGCCAGUGCCUUUGCCUUCGAGCUUGCCUUUGAUACCACCACCAACAAGAUCUGGGAUGCUUUCAACCGCGGUCGGCAAUGGAAGGACAUCAAGUACCAGUAUAUGAAUAAGGAGGAGGAGGAUGAGGAUUAA